This is a messenger RNA of Schistosoma haematobium, 739 nucleotides long. RefSeq names its product Y box binding protein 1. Bases 95 to 586 code for a protein of 163 amino acids. Gene Ontology annotation, cellular component: nucleus. Gene Ontology annotation, biological process: regulation of gene expression. NCBI's taxonomy places the organism in Eukaryota, Metazoa, Platyhelminthes, Trematoda, Strigeidida, Schistosomatidae. The transcript is spliced from 4 exons. Gene Ontology annotation, molecular function: nucleic acid binding. The record is from RefSeq and is a predicted model, not a curated record.
UGGCCUCCAAACAUGAAAGUGACACAGACAGUCCAUUCAGCCGCUGUUUUUGAAGUCCGACGACAAGGGCUUCUCUAGGACAUUUGCUCGCGAAAUGACCGAUGACAGGGUUAGAGGAGUUGUCAAAUGGUUUAACGUCAAGGCUGGAUAUGGCUUCAUUACUCGGUCUGAUACCUCAUCCGACAUAUUCGUGCAUCAAACAGCUAUUUCGAGAAAUAACCCAGGGAAAAUGCAGCGCUCCCUUCAGGAAAAUGAAGAAGUUGAAUUUUUUGUUGUCGAGGGGGACAAAGGUGUAGAGGCCUCCGAUGUCACUGGGCCUGACAGAAGGCCGGUGAAGGGUAGUGCGUAUGCUGCGGAUCGUCCUUACGGGCGAAGUCCCAGGGAGUAUGGAGCGCGCGGUGAUAGAAAUGACUCAAAUGGUUAUAGAAGUAAUGGGUUUGGUUCGUAUCGUGGAAGAGGUAGAGGUCGCGACGGGGCCAGGGCUGGUGGUGAUUUCUCAAGGAGGUUUGAAGAACGCAAUCAACGGGAUCGUAGUCGAGGAUAUGGUGUGAGGGACAAUGGUGGUUAUUACUCCAGCCCAUAUUAAUUUCAAUCUAUGUUGUACAUAUUGCAUUUUUAAUGUCUAAUUUGUACAUUUUAUCUCGUAAUACCUUGUUCUAGCUGAGAGUCAUUUUUCUGUGGAUAUCACGAUAUAUGCAUUUAUAUGUAUCUAAAAUAAAUUUUCGUUGGAAAUUAAAAA